Molecule: messenger RNA, 1332 nt
Organism: Pundamilia nyererei
Lineage: Eukaryota; Metazoa; Chordata; Actinopteri; Cichliformes; Cichlidae
Gene: opcml
Product: opioid binding protein/cell adhesion molecule-like
Exons: 6
Coding region: 469-1332 (287 amino acids)
Source: RefSeq, a predicted model, not a curated record
UACUCCAGGAGCUAAACAAGAGAGAAGAUAUUAGAGCGAAUUCAGCCUUUUGUUUGAGUAUUUGCAGCUUUAAAUAUUGUCCCCCGUGCAGCACCAAGGAAAGAAAACACCGAGGGAGAGGAGGAAAAAAUAUAUAGGGAGUCUUGGCUGAUGCAUCUGUGCAAGAGCAUCCAUUUCACGGCGAUUACAGUUCGAACCUGAGGAGACGGUGCGCAUUUCUUUGAGAAACACGGUGCUUUUCUCUCUCCUCCGAAGUCAUUUUCCUAGAGCGGCUGGCGGACGCAAAGACACGGUUACGGGAUUUCAUAACGAGGCUUUUCGUUUGAAGCAAAAGCAGGUCGAGCGCAGUUCCAGCAGGCUAUACUGCGUCUUGUUUGUGGAGUGGAAUUUUGCGGUCCCUAGCUCAAAACGCAAAGGGGAAUAUCAGACAUUCAAGUUCCCUUGGAAGUUGCGCAGUGAUAUAAAAACAUGGGAAUUUGUGGUUAUCUGGCGGUGUCUGGGAAAUGCCUUGUCGUCAUCGGACUUAAAUUGUUAUUCCUUGUACCUGCAGGAGUUCCAGCUAGAAGCGGGGAUUCUGUAUUAAAAGACAACAUCACCGUCAGACAGGGAGACAGCGCCGUCUUAAAAUGCAAUGUGGACAGCAAAGUCUCACGAGUGGCAUGGCUCAAUCGCACCACUAUUCUAUUUGCAGGGAGUGAAAAGUGGUCUCUGGAUCCUCGUGUCAUCUUGUUGGAAAACACAGCAGUUACAGAGUACAGCAUCAAAAUCCAAAAUGUUGAUGUCCAUGAUGAAGGGCCCUAUGUAUGCUCUAUACUCACAAACAAGAAACCACAGUCCACAAAAGUGCACCUCAUUGUUCAAGUACCUGCCAGGAUCACUAACAUAUCAAAGGACGUCACGGUGAAUGAAGGCAGCAACGUCAAUCUUAUGUGCCUGGCAGUUGGUCGACCUGAUGCAAGCAUAAUUUGGAAGCAUCAUUCACCAAGGGGCACCCAUAAAUUUGUGACAGAGGGGGAGCACCUGAUGCUCACAGCCAUCACCAAAGAACAGUCGGGAUCCUAUGAAUGCAUUGCAUCUAAUGACAUCUCAAGCCCGGAUGUCAGGACAGUGCAAGUCACCGUCAACUAUCCUCCCUUCAUUUCUAAAGCGAGGAGUACAGGCACUUCAGUUGGACAAAAAGGAAUUCUGCAAUGUGAAGCCUCUGCUGUCCCAAGGGCAGAUUUUGAGUGGUACAAAGAAGACCGCAGUAUGGGACUGCGAGUUGGCUGCCAUUCUUUUGCUGCUUCACUUGUUACCUCCAACAUCAAAAGGAAGGAAGUCUUCAAAGAUUAG